Molecule: messenger RNA, 2882 nt
Organism: Hibiscus syriacus
Lineage: Eukaryota; Viridiplantae; Streptophyta; Magnoliopsida; Malvales; Malvaceae
Product: rho GTPase-activating protein REN1-like
Exons: 27
Coding region: 1-2631 (876 amino acids)
Biological process (GO): signal transduction
Source: RefSeq, a predicted model, not a curated record
AUGAGCGGCAUUGUUGUAAAUGAAGAUAUCAAGGCUGGUGCAGAGAGGAUUAUGGCUACCAUAAAGAAUGAAGAAUCCCAGCAACAACAGAAAAUUCCUGGCAUAAAGGAGGAGCCGGUUCAAGCGGAACAGAGGAUGGAUUCCAAAAACGAAGAGUCCUCUAAUGGACAGCAGGUGCAAAUCAGUCCUGCUUUCUCUUCUGAUUUAGGAGAUGCUGCAAUCGAAGUUGAUCCAGGUCCCCCUCCGUCUACUCCAGUAGCCCCGCUGGAGCACCCGACUCCAAGUUUUCAUGCCAAAAACUUGGUUUUGAAGAGCGGGCCACUUCUUUUAUCAACAAAAGGAAUUGGAUGGACAUCAUGGAAGAAAAGGUGGUUUAUUUUGACACGAACUUCGUUAGUUUUCUUCAGAAGUGAUCCAACUGCCAUUCCUCCGAAGGGGGGGAAUGAAGUGAAUUUAACUCUUGGCGGUAUUGAUCUCAACAAUUCAGGCAGUGUGGUUGUCAAAGCUGAUAAAAAACUCAUAACUGUACUAUUUGAAGAUGGCGAAGAUGGAAAAAACUUCACACUAAAGGCUGAAACUUCAGAAGAUUUGUACGAGUGGAAGGCUGCAUUUGAGAAUGCUUUUUCACAAGCACCAAGUUCUUCUCAUGUGAUGGGGAAAAAUGGCAUCUCAAGAAAUGAUAAAGCAGAUGCAGUUGAUGGUUCUAAGGAACCAGUGAACGGAAAACAGCCUGUGAUAUCUACGGUCAUAGGAAAACCAAUUUUACUUGCACUAGAAGAUGCUGAUGGAGCUCCAACAUUUUUGGAGAAGGCCCUAAGAUAUGUAGAAGAGCACGGAACAAAAGCAGAAGGGGUCUUACGACAAGCUGCUGAUGUUGAAGAUGUCAAGCGCCGAAUUCAGGAAUAUGAACAGGGAAAAACUGAGCUUACUUCUGAGGAGGAUCCACAUGUCAUUGCUGAUUGUGUCAAGUAUGUCAUUCGAGAGUUGCCAUCAUCUCCUGUCCCUGCAUCAUGCUGCAAUGCACUACUAGAAGCAAGCCGAUCUGAAAGUGGUGGUAGAGUAGAUGCUAUGCGUGUGGCAAUAUUGGACACGUUUCCUGAGCCAAACCGCCGCUUAUUACAAAGAAUUCUGAAGAUGAUGCAAGCUGUGGCUUCUCAUAGAGCUGAAAAUCUGAUGAACUCUUCAGCCGUGGCGGCAUGCAUGGCACCCUUGCUUCUUCGCCCCCUUCUAGCUGGUAACUGUGAAAUUGAAAUCGGUUUUGAUGUGGAUGGUGAUAGUUCAUUUCAACUGCUGCAAGCAGUUGCUGCAGCCAAUCAUGCUCAAGCCAUUGUUACAACAUUACUCGAAGAGUAUGAUAAAAUAUUUGGGGAAUGGUAUGAUGUUUCCCCUCAUUUAUACUCUGAAACGGAAGAGAGUGGAAUUGUAAGUCGGGAGACAACUGACGAUGACUGUGAUGAUGCAAAACAAGGGUCUGAUGCGCUCAGUGAUAAUGACUAUGUAGCAAGUGGAACAGGCAGGAAGAGUGGUCACCCUGUUAACAAUGAUCUGGAUAUUGAUUCUGAUUAUUCAAGCCCAAGUUCACCAAUAAAGACCAAUAAGUUUGCUGAGCGUCCCAAAGAUGCUCAAGGAGUAACCAAGUUGGAGGAUAAAUUAAAUCAUCACAAUCAAAUCUCAUGCAUCCCAAAAUCCGCAUCUAUUAGAAUUGAGCGUGGCCACAAUGUUAAGCGUCCCGCUGUUUGGGGAUGGGCUGCCGCGAAGAAGAAGCUUUCUAUGGAACGCAUUGAUUCUCCACGUAAAGAGGAGGCUAAUAUAGAGAAUAUCGAGGCUGAAAAAUCUGACUUGCAAAAGACAAUCACAGAACAGGUUGAAGGUAAAACGAUUCACGAAGCCAGCUUGGUGAAACAAAAGAAGACAUUGCAUGAGCGUCGCCUAGCUCUCCAAAUAGAUUUAUCAAGAUUAGAGGAAGAGUUGCAGAGGGAAAGAGAUAAGAGAACAUCUCUGGAAGCUGGACUUAUGCCAUCUCAAGGACCUGUAUUUCUCCCAGAUAUACUUGAUGAGAAGACAAAGACAGAUCUCAAUGACAUAGCUCAAGCAGAGGCAGACAUAAACAAUUUGAACAAAACGGUUGAUGAUCUCCAGAUGCAGCUAAAUCAACUGCUUGAGCAAAAUUCUGUUUCCCUGAAUAAUACGUCCAAUCGACAUCAACCGGAUCACCAAUCAAACAUGAAGGAUAAGCCAAAGGAUGCUGAAGCUGCUUUGAAAAAGUCAGUAAGCAAGGGUAAAUAUGUGGACAAAGUUGAGUGCGAGAACGAGAAGCAAGAACCCUCUUCGGCAAAUGAACAGAACAUCAACCGUACGCGUGCAGACGAGACAACUGCAAGGAAUUCCCCUGCUUUAGUUAAUGCAAAGAAGUCUGCUCUCAAGGGCGAGGGAGUUAAUUCCCCAACUUCAGCACUGGCAAAGCUGACAACACGGCUCAGUUUUCUGAAAGAGAGACGAAACCAGAAUGCAAAAGAAGUAGAGAAAGGCCAACGUUCAAUAGUUCCAAGCCAAGAUAAGACCAAAACAACACAACCUAUUCAAGCUGCUCAAAAUCAAGAGAAAACUACAGGACCAGAUAGUAGCCAAUAACUCUACAGUCCAAACAAACGGGGUUGUAUAACCAAGCAUUUCCAUGUUCACAAAACAAGAAUCUGGAAAUCGGAACAUCAGACUCGGACCGGCGAUUAAAAAACCCGUAAGGGCCAUGGUGUUCUACCGUGCAGAGAAAGCUCAAGUCACAAGGUUAGUCUCUUUCUAGUCCCAGGACUUGAGUUGCCUCUGUUGUUGUGUUGUAUAUUUAUAUGUUUGCAAUUCAGCUUAAGGAUUACGAUGGUUGCUUU